Amoebophrya sp. A120 is the source of this 609-nucleotide messenger RNA. NCBI's taxonomy places the organism in Eukaryota, Dinophyceae, Syndiniales, Amoebophryaceae. The record is from the annotation of a GenBank genome assembly.
GCCGCGCCUGCAGGACUAGAAGCAGGAGCAAGAAAGGACCACCCGAAGGAAGUUUUAAAGUCAAAUGAGAAGAAAGGAAAAGAAAAGGAACUGCAACUGGUAGACGAGGAAAGAGCUAUUUUUAUAUCCGGCGCGACAAGUAGUAGGAACACAUCAAGUAAAAGCGCCGGCGCUGUUUCGACCUCGAGCAACAAGCGGCGCACAUCGAAGGAAAAGCUCAGCCCAAAGAGAAAAAAAGUUGAUACUAACGAGGAGCAUGAAACAAGAAUUGCUUCGGACCUUCCAGCUGAGAAUUUAAAUUUUGCCGGUCAGAGGACUACAACACUGCCCGGGAAGAUGAAGAGCAGCGUGAAUUUGAAUGCGUCCUCCAGCAGCUCUGCUGCCAUCAGUAAAAAUGACAUUCAGCAGUCAGGUGGCAAGGUCGUGGGGGGCGCCGCUGCAGCCCAGACAUCCUCCAAGGGCGGCGCGAGGCCGAACGCGAAGAGCGCUGGUAGUGAGGCGCAAAAUGCAGCUCCUUUCGCAGCAGGCGGUCGUAGUAGAAGCACGAAGAGCACCAGUUUAGCUACAGCACCGAAAAUAAAAUCCACCAAAUCGGCCGCCGCAUACUAA